AUGUUUAGAGGUUUUGGUACAUUACUCUUGGCUGGUCUUGUUCUUGCUGUAAAUGGCCGGCACCCCAGGCAGGUUCGGCAGGUCGGGAGUGCAGGCAACCUCGCAGAAGUGUUAAGUGGCAGAGGUUUCCAAACUCUUGUUGACCUUGUGGUUAAAGCUGGUCUGGCCGAUACCGUCUCCAACAAUGGCCCCUUCACCGUGUUCGCUCCUACCGACGAAGCUUUCGCAGCCCUCGACCCCCAACUUGUUAACUACCUCCUUGCGAAUCCCGAAGUCCUCAAGAACGUGCUCCUUUACCACGUCCUGCCAGGUCAAGUCUUCUCCUCGAACUUGGAGAACGACCUUGUGGCAAAUUCCGCCCAGGGAAGGACUGUAAGGGUCAAUCUUUUCGCUAAUCCUUCGGGCGCGGUGGUCAACGGCGUAAACGUGAUCGAGGCCGACAUCCCCGCGAGCAACGGCGUCGUCCAUGUUAUCGACAAGGUCCUCCUGCCUCCCAAGGGCUCGGUCGUAGAUACCCUGGUUGGCGACGACAGAUUUACGACCCUCGUGGCUGCCGUGACCGCCGCUGGCCUGGCCGACACCCUCGCCUCUGAGGGGCCCUUUACAGUCUUCGCCCCUACUAACGACGCCUUCAACAAGCUCCCUCCUGGUACCGUGGACAGCCUCCUACAGGACAUCCCCGCCCUUCAGAAGAUCCUGCUGCGCCACGUCGUCCCUUCAACUCUCUAUUCUCGUGCUCUUCUGGGGAACACCUUUAGUACAGCGAGCCAGGAGGAGUUGUCAGUGUCCCAGGACGCCUUCGGUCGCGUAACAGCUUCCACGAGUGCCAACACCGCCCUCGUGACGAUUCCCAACACACCUGUUUCCAACGGAGUCAUCCACGUCAUCGAUACCGUUAUCUAA
Messenger RNA from Penaeus indicus, 903 nucleotides. Its product is annotated as transforming growth factor-beta-induced protein ig-h3-like. The record is from RefSeq and is a predicted model, not a curated record. Gene Ontology annotation, cellular component: extracellular matrix. The coding region runs from base 1 to 903 and encodes 300 amino acids. Lineage: Eukaryota; Metazoa; Arthropoda; Malacostraca; Decapoda; Penaeidae. Gene Ontology annotation, biological process: cell adhesion; extracellular matrix organization. The transcript is spliced from 6 exons. Gene Ontology annotation, molecular function: cell adhesion molecule binding.